AUGUUGUUGAGUAACAGGUUGCAUUAUGCACUCUUGGUAGUGUUGGUAUUAUCCUCCCUCUUUCUGGUGUUGGCAGAACAUGAACCUCUAUCUGUCAUUUCACAAAAUCCUCCUUCGAUGGCAUUUGACAGCAAUUUGAAAUUUGCCAAAAACAAACGUGCUGUCAUGGCCACUUUUGCUAAUGAUGGUGGUGCUUCAACCAACAAUGGCAGCACAGAUAAUGGUAAUUGGGAAUUUUAUGGAAUUGGUGAUCAAGUUGGUGUGAAUGCACUUUCUGAUUUAGUUUACACUUAUUCGAGAUAUGUCGAAAAGACGGUCCAUGUUUUAACAAAUUGGGCUAGAAUGUCUCCUUCAGGAUUCAAGACCAGAUUCUUGAAUUUAUUCCAAGCAGAAAAGUCAUUGGAAACCACUGGUUUGCCUCCACUUUUCGAACAUUUCAAUUUGGUAGAAUCUGGACGAUUCCAUUCGAAAGACAUGGCAACUGUACCUUGUUUUCAACAUAAUUCAUGUGAUGGAACUCUAACCUUCACCAGAGUUGCUACUUUUUACACUAAACCAGCAGCAAUGGCUGAAAAUAUUGCAGCUGGACAGACAAGUCCUCUUUCUGUAACCAUGGCUUGGAUUAAUUCUGAUGGACACAGAGCCAACAUUCUUGGAAGCUCAUAUACCCUUCUUGGAGUUGGACAUUAUCCAAAGGUUGCAGCCACAGGUUUCAGUGAUUAUUGGACACAGAAUUUUGCCUCAGGUUCACAUGGUAUUUCAAAUCCAAUCGUUGCUGCUACACAUAUUACGUUUGCCACAGAUACAGUUACAUUCCUUGCUAAUUAUUAUCAUAAGGCAGAUUUGGGAAAGGGAGUAGCUCCAUUGAAUGUUUCCAUUUUUAUUAAUGAUGUGGAAUAUCCAAUGAGUAUUCCAACAUCGAGUAUGUAUACUGAUUCGUCUUUGAAUGCAGGAACUUUCGAAUAUAAUACUACUAGACUUUCUUCUGGAACUGCUUGUAGAAAAUAUUAUAUUAAGGCAGUAGAUUCAAAUGGAUACAAGUAUUAUUAUCCAUCGGUUGGCUAUCUUCUCACUCAGGGUGAAAACUCUGCAUGUACUAGCAAUUACUUGAGAGCUGUUCGUCCUGGAGAAACUCCAUCAUGUGCUGGAGUGAAUAAUUGUAAUGGAAAUGGUGAUUGUCUUGCCAUUAAUACUUGUUUAUGUAAAGCUGGUUAUAAGGGAAGUACCUGUAAUCAAUAUAGUUGUAAUUUGGUUUCGAAUUGCAUGAAUCGUGGUCAAUGUACUGGUCCUAAUGUCUGUACUUGUCAAUCUGGAUAUACAGGAGCUAGUUGUAACACUCCAACUUGUACCACUCUCAAUAAUUGUAAUGGAAAUGGUACAUGUACUUCACCUAAUGUUUGUACUUGCAAGUCAGGAUAUACUGGAAGUGAUUGUAACGUAUUUGAUUGUUCCUCUAAGGGUGGUUGUGGAUUUGGACAAUGUACUGGUCCAAAUAUUUGUACCUGUCCAGCCAAUUAUGUUUAUGGAAGUUGUGAUUUGUCAUUCGAUGCUGUUAUCAGUUCACCAACUUUCACCUCUGGACAAACUGUUUAUACUCCUGGAUCGAUGGACAUUGUUUUCAAAUCUACAAUUUCAUCAUUGAGUGCGUAUUCUUCAUUGAGCUACAAGUGGACUCAAGUUUCUGGAACUGCAGUCAAUUUGGAAACUAUUUCAGUUGCUGGAACUGACAAGAAAGAUUUAGCCAUUAAGGCAAAUAGUUUAACAGAAGGAGCAACUUAUACUUUCAGAUUGAAUGCUACUCGUGUUUCUGCUACUGGAUCUGUAUCCGUUUCAAAAGAUUUAAAGAUUACCAUUAACAGAUCACCAACUAUUUCAUCAUUCAAGGUUGUCAAUGCUACUAGUGGAUUGGAAAUUAGUUCUGCACUUGCUGUCAAGACAAGUUUAAGAGCUAGUUUGGUUGCCACGGAUCCAGAAUCAUUUACCAUGCUCUAUUCAUUUGGUUAUUAUACUCAAGAAAAUAGCAAAGUUUAUGUUGCUGAAUUGAGUGCUAGCUCAACAUCCCCAACAUUUACUCUUCCUACUUUCAGCUCUGGACAAGUGACAAUUUUCUUUGCAGUCAGAGAUGCUGCUUUUACAACAGUUGAAAAAACUAAAGUUUUGACCAUUCAAGAUCCAACUACUACCAUGUCAGCUCAAGAAGUUAGCUCACUUGUCAACUCUUUGAUUAGCAGCACUUCAUUGAGUUCUUUGGAAAUUGCCAAUUCAUUACUCAAUUCCAAGCUUACAACUACUGAAAAGACAUCAAUCAGAAGUAACAUUUUGACUCAAAUUAUUGCUUCAACUGAUUCUGACACCGCAAAGAUUGGACUUUUGGAAAGAUUAACCAAUCAACCAUCAGAAAUUACAUCAGACACAGCUCAAAAGACUUUGAAUUUAUUGUCGAGUAUUUCUACAUCUUUGAAGCAAAACUUACAAUCUACUGAUAGAACUUCCAUUGUCAAGACAGUUUCUCAAUUGGUUUCAACUGUUUCCACAUCAAAUUCUAAUUUUGCUUCUCAAUUAAAGAAGGUCAUUGAUGCUAGUCAAGUUGGAGCAGCCAUGUCAUUGGUUGAUGGACAAUCGAGCGUCUCAGUUUCAAAUCUUGUCAAGACAGCUGUUGUAAAGAGCACAAUUGACAACUUUAAUUUCUCACCUUCUCAAAUUGGACUUUCUUCCUUGAGCUUACCAAAGGAUUCUUUGAAAAAGUUGCUUUCUUCCAAAUAUCAAUUAGAUUCCAGUGCUUCUGUUUCAAUUUCCUUAUCAAUCAUUUCACAAAAUAUUUACUCUCACAUCAAGACUGAUUUGGUUUCUUCCAUUAUUUCAAUUAACAUUCUUUCUAAUGGUACUGAACUCGAAAUUUCAGACCUCACUUCCCCAAUUGAGUUUGAAGUUGACAUUUCUUUAAUGAAUUCUACAAUGAUGGGUUUGUGUCAAUUCUACAAUACUCAAUCAUCACAAUUCUCAUCAAUUGGAUUGGAAUCUAUCAAGAUUAGUAAUACCAGAGUCAAAUGUAGAACUGUUCACUUGACUGAUUUUGCCAUUUCACCAACUUUAGCUCAACAAUCAGUCAACCAAGCAUCUUCCUCCAAAUUCUAUUUCAUUGUAUUGUUUUCAUUGAUUCUUGCUUUCAUUUUCAUUCAAUAA
Molecule: messenger RNA, 3183 nt
Organism: Naegleria gruberi
Lineage: Eukaryota; Heterolobosea; Eutetramitea; Acrasida; Naegleriidae
Exons: 1
Coding region: 1-3183 (1060 amino acids)
Source: RefSeq, a predicted model, not a curated record